Molecule: messenger RNA, 2767 nt
Organism: Leptopilina boulardi
Lineage: Eukaryota; Metazoa; Arthropoda; Insecta; Hymenoptera; Figitidae
Exons: 14
Coding region: 67-2511 (814 amino acids)
Biological process (GO): detection of chemical stimulus involved in sensory perception of smell; sensory perception of smell
Cellular component (GO): plasma membrane
Molecular function (GO): odorant binding; olfactory receptor activity
Source: RefSeq, a predicted model, not a curated record
UCACAGUAUUUCUAUCUCCAUAUUCUCCACAUAUACUAUUUAAAUUUUAUUAAAUUACAAUUAACAAUGACUAAUGAAAGUGCCUUUGAAGAUUUGAUGAAAUACUCUCGUAUAUGUCUUUCAAUGUCUGGAGCAUGGCCAUCGAAUAAAAAUAAAAAAUUAUCAAAAAUGUUGUUCUUGAUCAAUAUUACAAUUAUAACAAUUUGUGUACUCAUACCACAAAGCAUUAAAUUGAUUACAGUUCGUGAUAAUUUUGACCUCCUGACACAAACUCUUUCUACUGCUGAAUUACCGUAUUUGGUUGUUUUAACAAAAAUGAUCGUACUUUAUUACAAUAAAAAAAAUAUGACGACUCUCUACAACUACAUGGUUGAUCAUUGGAAAAAAAAUAGAAGUAAUAAAGAAUUAAAGAUAAUGAUGGAAAAUGGUGAGAAGGGUAAAAAAUUUGCUAUUUUUUGUAUAUUCUUGGGACAUGCAGCGGUAGUUUCACGUUUGAUUCAAUGGACAUUUGAAAAUUUAAAUAAUUGGAAUAAUCAAAAUCACUACAAAAAUUUUACAUUAUAUGUGGAAGCUUAUUAUCCGUAUACAUGGAAUUAUAGUCCAAUUUUUGAAUUAACUGUCGUUGUUGAAUUGGUUGCUUUAUAUUUGGGAAUGAUUGCUUAUACUAGUACUGACGGUUAUUUCUGUCAAAUUGUUUUUCAUCUUUCUGGAGAAUAUCUUGUUUUAGGAUUAGAACUCAUAGACAUUGUCAAUACUUUUAAUGUUGAAAAAGUUGAUUAUGAAUUUGAUAAAAAAUUUCGUCGCAUCGUUGAUGUUCAUGACCAUAUAAGAAGUUGUAUCGCAAUCCUAGAGAGCACUUUCUAUUUGAUGUUUCUGGUCCAAUUGAUCGCUAACAGUAUCGAAUUUUGUGUGCAGGGUUUUCUUCUUGUUUUGUUAUUGUUUUUGUAUUUUCAGUAUGUAAACGACAAAAAUCCGACUUCAAUGUUAAUAGAUGUCCUUUUUAUAAUAGUAUUUCUCAUAUGUAUGAUUGGAAAUUUUUAUGUGUAUUGUUAUUUGGGUGAACAGCUUCAGAUGCAAGUAAAUAAUUUCAGCAACAAUUUACCCUGCAUAUACAUAGGGGAGACUGGGGCAAACCGGACAGGUAGUUUUAUGUUUGCUGAAAGAGCUUAUGAUUGUCUGUGGUACCAGUUGCCGCCUCAGAAAGCAAAAUAUUUACUUCUUCUAAUGCAGUCUGGACAUAAACCAGUGGCAAUAACAGCUGGUAAAUUUUGCGUUCUCAAUUUUGUUUUGUUUCACAAUAUCAUUAAAACAUCAAUGGCCUUACAUGUUUUGACAACAUACACUCGCUUAAGUCUUGCAUGGUUUGGAGUAUGGCCAUCUCAUACAAAUAAAACAUUAUCAACAGUGUUAUUUUUUAUCAGUAUCACAAUCAUAACAUUGACUGUUGUCAUACCACAAGGCAUUAAAUUAAUCCAAGUUCGAGAUAAUUUUGACCACAUGACCCACAUUAUUUCAGUUGCAGAAAUACCAUAUUUGAUUGCAUUGACAAAAAUGAGCGUACUUUUUUAUAAAAAAGAAAAAAUGACGAUUCUCUAUAACAACAUAGUUAAUCAUUGGAAAGAAACAAGAAGUAAUGAAGAAAUAAAGAUAAUGAUGAAAAAGGGUGACGAGGGUAAAAAAAUUGCACUCUUAUGUAUGUUCUUGGGACAUGCAGCAAUGAUUGCGCGUCUUAUACAAUGCAUAUUUGAAAAUUUAAGUAAUUGGAGUAGUUCAGAUCACUACAAAAAUUAUACUUUAUUUGUUGAAGGCUAUUAUCCAUUUACUUGGAAUUAUAGUCCAGUUUUUGAAAUAACUUACAUUAUUCAAUUAUUUGGUUUAUAUUUAGGAAUGGUUGCCUACUCUGGCACUGACGCUUUUUUUAGUCAAAUUGUUUUACAUCUUUCUGGGGAAUAUCUUAUUUUAAGUAUAAAACUUACAGACAUUGUCAAUACUUUUAAAAUUACAAAAGUUGAUUAUAAAUUCGAUAAAAAAUUUGGCCACAUUGUUGAUCUUCACGACCAUAUAAACAGUUGUAUCACAAUUUUAGAAAACACUUUCUAUUUAAUGUUUCUGGUUCAAUUGAUUGGUUGCAGUAUACAAUUUUGUAUGCAAGGUUUUCUACUUGUAUUAUAUAUAAAUGGAAAAAAUUCCACUUCGAUGUUAAUAGAUGUCAUUUUUAUAUUAGUAUUUCUUACAUAUAUGAUUGGAAAUUUUUAUGUAUACUGCUAUUUGGGAGAACAGCUACAGAUACAAAGUUUUGCAUUUGCUCAGAGAGCUUAUGAUUGUGUGUGGUACCACUUGCCUCCUCAGAAAGCAAAAUGUUUGCUUCUCCUAAUGCAAUCUGGUCACAAACCAGUACCAAUAACAGCUGGUAAAUUUUGCGUUCUCAAUUUACUUCUGUUUCGAAGUAUAAUUAAAACAUCUAUGGGUUAUUUGUCAUUUUUGAUAACAACAAGGCAAAGCAGUAAAUAAUAAUAAAAGUGUUUCAAAAUGCCAUUUAAUUGGUAAAAUAGUAAAAUUAUAGAAAAUUAUAAGAAAAUAAAAACCAAAAAUAUUUUCUCCAUUUAUUUUUUUUAUAAAAAGUUGUUGUUCAAAUAUUUUCCUUGAUUAUUAGUAAAGAGUAAUAAUAACUUGUAAAAUAGAAUCAAUUAUGUUACCCUCAUAAGGGAUCAUUCACAUACCUGUAAUGAAAGCUUCAAUUAUAUCUUUUUUUUUAAGUUUAUAAUAA